Molecule: messenger RNA, 2066 nt
Organism: Branchiostoma floridae (Florida lancelet)
Lineage: Eukaryota; Metazoa; Chordata; Leptocardii; Amphioxiformes; Branchiostomatidae
Product: UBX domain-containing protein 8-like
Exons: 9
Coding region: 97-1014 (305 amino acids)
Cellular component (GO): endoplasmic reticulum; nucleus
Molecular function (GO): ubiquitin binding
Source: RefSeq, a predicted model, not a curated record
CCGUCGUUGUUGUGCUGCAUUGAUUGACAUAUAAAUUUUCAUUCAAACAUAUUGAUUUUUCUGGACCCAUGUGGUCGGUUGCUCUCCCAAUAAUAUAUGUUAGUCCUCCCUAUGGAUUCAGUGCGACAAUCCAAAAUGGCUACCGGAGGCUCUACUGGAAUGGGGGAUCAGCACUGGCUGGUGGUUGUCGGUGUUAGCGGCGCCCUGUGUGCCGUCGUGUACACGGAUAUAGCUAACCUGGAUAUGCUGCAGACAGCAGCUCGUAGCCUCUUCCUUCUGGGGAUUCUGACUGCUGCUGUCCAUCUGUCUUGGAACAUGAUUGCUGCACUGUUCAAGAGAGACCCAGAGCCACAUCCACAUAGAGGUAGUAAGGUUCAUACAGAGGAAGAUGAAACUCGCUUGCAACAAAGACUGCAGGAGGCCCGAGAGAGAGUACAGAAGGACCACGAGGUCAAGGCUAUUGACUAUGCUGAAAGAAUUCUUAAACCAAAGGAGGCAGCAGAACUGGAGAAGAAGGAGAAGGAACACUACAGGUUCAUUGGUGGGCCAAAGUUCAAAGGGCAAGGCUGGGCACUGGGGUAUGGAGAUGGAGAAACUCAUGCAGGAAGUAGUCAGGUGUACGGUGGCGCCAGAGAUGCAGCAAUUGCACGGAAACUACCAGAGAGUGCUGUCCCCAAACUUGCCCCACAAGCUGCCGAUGUCAAACGGCGAACAAAAAGGGUGAUUACGUUGCCACAGGAGCCAGCUCCUGGCGAACCUGAGACCGUGACCGUAGGACUAAAAUGCCCAAAUGGAAAAGUCCACCGAAGAAGAUUUCACACUGCUACUGCCGUACAUAUCCUUUACGACUGGAUGCAGACCCUCGGCUACCACCCGACUGUCUACGGCAUCAGCAGCACCUUCCCCCGGCGCAGCUUCGACCCCCACCGGGACCGGACACUCGCGCAGGUCGGCGUCACAACCGACAUGGUCGUCAUGGUGGACGAAAGGGACUCUGAGGAAGAGGGCGACUGACAACACGCUGUCCAUGUACAAUGAUGAUAGUCAAAGGAAAACAGUUAACUGGCGAUAGUUUAUAUAAUGAAUUCGCUGCAUAUAUGUUACAAAAGUCGGUACUAAUGGGCAACGGAGAAAAGGGUCUGCCUGUUUUAUGGAAGCGUAUGUUACUUCAUGUCAGCUUUAGAACAUCAUAGUCUACAAAAUACCGUGCUAGAAUCGACAGAUGAUUUGACGUUGAAUAACAUAAAUCGUGAAUAUACACAUGUACCCCAUUAUGUCGACCGUUCAUAUCACGAGUAUGAUUUCAGUGUUUACAAAGUGUUGCCACAUGGACAUCAUUGCGUUGGCAAUCUUGAAGUCGUUUUUCUCGGGAAAUGAAUAUAAUGGAAAGCUUAAUCAGAGUUGAUUUCCUUCCGCCAUGUGUGUACAAGACUGAAGUCACAAGUAUAUCAUAUCAAGUGGCCAUGCAGAUAUCUAUAUAAAUCACAAAUAAGAUGCAGGUAUGUGAAUACUCCACACACACGCUAGCACAGAGAAGUAAAUAGUAAUACGCGAAUUCAAUAAAUACGUAAAAUAGAUUAAUGGAUAUAGAUAUGGCCGUAGUAUAGUUUCUACCAGACUCCGGGUCGCUGGGAAAUCGUAGAAAUGGAAUAAAUAGAUAUUCCCUAGCCGGCUAUACUUCUCUGGCCGGCGUACUGCUCUAUUUGUUCCAUUUCUACGGUUUUCGAGCGACCCGGAGUCUCUGUAGAGACUAGCCGCAGUAGGUGCUACCUCUCCUGUUCUCCUAGUAGAAGUUUUAGUCGGAAGGUAAGUGGUGGACGAGCUUUUUUACGUCUGCCCACAUAAAAAAUCCCGGUCACUACUUUCCCCCGAAUAAUAUCCAUUCUCAGAGUCCUUACUAAUUACAGUGAUGUAUGUCAGGUUUGACAUUCUUCUUGUUCCAUGCAGGACCUUUGUACUUUGAUUUAUUGUUACGGUCUUGUAUGGUAAUUCAAUGUAUCUCAUAUCUAUAUUAGCAUGAAAGCUCUUAUGUGCUAUAUCUAUAUUAAAUGCAGUAUUCAAAUCAG